CUCGUGGUUUUGCUGCGUUGCGUUACAAGACGUCCUCACAAAUCUCGAGAAUGUUUUAGGACGAGCACGGUGAUGUGCCUUGUUCGCUUUUAUAACGUUUUUAUGUGAAGACUUGACUAGUUUGUAUACAUACCCGUCAAACUUAACGAUUCAGUGUUAGAAGUUCUUCAAUCAGAUUUAAAUUGUAUCGGAAAAUGGGUGGCUAAUAUCGUCAAACGGCAUGACAGUAUAAAAAUAAUUAACCACCACAGCGGGAUAUUAAAAGGAUACUAUAGGAGCAUAAUAAGUGUUUAAAAUUUUGAAAUGAAUAAGAUUUAUGAUUGCGAUGUAAAAUUGUAUGCUAUUAAAUGACGGAUGUUUUCGGAAAUGCAGAUGUAUACGUAGCAGGUUAAAAGUGUUUCUGUUCGCUAUGAGUGUCAGCGUGUUGUUGUCCGUGACAGGACUUCUGAUGCUAGCGUCUGUCCACCCCAGCCGGACAUUUGCCAAGUCAGUCGACACAGAUGACGCCGUCUUCUCCGCGAGAAGCUCAUUCGAGGGCAAUGGGGACGUAACUAUAGACAACAUACACGCCACUGACCGACAUAUUACCGACACCGACAACACUAAAGAUGAUUUAGUACUGGACGAUUUUAAAAAUGAAUACCAUAUAAGCAGAGAUAUUGAUUUUCAAGUAAGGAAUAAGACAAAACGCCUACCGCAUGCACUUAUUAUUGGAGUUAAAAAGGCAGGAACCCGGGCUCUUUUGGAAUAUCUUCGUUUGCACCCUGACGUUAGGGCUCCAGGGCCUGAGACCCAUUUCUUCGAUAAACACUAUGACAAGGGCCUGAAAUGGUACAGGAGCCUGAUGCCGGAGACGUACAAAGACCAGCUGACCAUCGAGAAGACGCCAUCUUACUUCGUUACCAAGGGUAUCCCAGAACGUGUGUAUCGCAUGUCAAAAAAGACCAAACUCAUUGUAGUGUUUAGAGACCCCGUGACUCGUGCAAUAUCCGACUAUGCUCAGCUUGCCAGUCGAAAUCCAUCCGUAAAGUCGUUCGAUGAGAUGGUGUUUAUAAACAACGAAACUCGAGUUAUUGACACCUCUUGGACGCUAGUGAAGAUAGGCUUGUACGCCCUUCAUUUAUCUCGCUGGCUCGAGUACUUUCCUCUCAACCAGAUGCUGUUUGUAAGUGGAGAGGACCUCAUUAGAGCCCCGGCAUCUGAAAUGAGACGUGUGCAACAAUUCCUAGAAUUAAAGCAACAUAUCACCUCUGAUAAUUUUACGUAUAAUUACACCAAAGGCUUUCCGUGUUAUAAGAAAGACUCGUCAAAGUCGAGCUGGCAUUGCCUGAAUGAAGAAAAGGGGCGCCAGCAUCCACAUAUAGAACCCUCCGUGCGGCAACGUCUACAGGAUUUCUACAGACCCUUCAAUCAUAGACUAUUUUCAAUGGCAGGGAGAGACUUCAACUGGUCUUAAUAGAUAGUUCGUUUCAAUUCAAUCCAAGUGUUGCUUGAAACUCACAUAUUUCAUCCAUUGAAAGCAUUCAAGUACAUUUCCAUAUCGUUUCACUUUAUUUGUUAAGGGCCUUUGCGGAAGAGACGUUUGAGAAUAUUGGUUUGCUUAGAUCUGAAAACUGCACAUUUCAUAUUCGUGUUUGAAGUAAUUAACGCUUCUGUACCACUACUUAUAUUGUUUACACGUGUUCGUUCUUUCCAAAACACACGUGCAUAAUUUGCAAUACAAGAGGUUAAUCUUUUGUCAAGGGAUUUAUACUUAUACAUUUUACCUCUUGAAACUUAUCCGACAUCAUCAUUUAUAAUCUAUUACUUAGACUGUUUAAAGAAUUUAGUUUUGCAGCAAAGAACAGUAACAUCUUUGCAGCAAAGAACAGUAACGUCUUUGCAGCAAAGAACAGUAACGUCAUAUUUCACGCCCAGAAAGUGCCUAAUAUUACAAAAUGUACAUGUUUACACUGUUUGCAGACGAGGGCGAAUAACAAAAUAUACUUACACACUAUUUUUGGACGGCUUAAUGCAAUUGAACUGUACACAUGCGUUAUGUUAUAUCAUAUAUUAUGAGUAUUACAUAAACAUAUUUUAACAAAAUACGAACUGACAUGACGAAAUCGUGUUAAUAUCUUGUUAAGCUUUUUUAUUGGGUCACACAAAAAGAGUGUUCAUGACUGAAUAUAUUAAUUGAAUAUCCAGUGUAACGUUGAUGAUUGUGUUAAAUAGAGAAUAUUUUGACAAAAUAUUGUAAUUGUUAUUACAUGACGAGAUUUGUUUUAAUUAUGUAUCUUGUAUAAUAUUUGUGAUUGUAUAAACGUAUUUAUGGUAUUUGAAUACUUAUUAAAGUAUAUGACG
Molecule: messenger RNA, 2343 nt
Organism: Mya arenaria
Lineage: Eukaryota; Metazoa; Mollusca; Bivalvia; Myida; Myidae
Product: heparan sulfate glucosamine 3-O-sulfotransferase 6-like
Exons: 2
Coding region: 338-1456 (372 amino acids)
Molecular function (GO): [heparan sulfate]-glucosamine 3-sulfotransferase activity
Source: RefSeq, a predicted model, not a curated record